Anarrhichthys ocellatus (wolf-eel) is the source of this 3348-nucleotide messenger RNA. RefSeq names its product dynein axonemal intermediate chain 3 (gene dnai3). Gene Ontology annotation, cellular component: inner dynein arm. Gene Ontology annotation, molecular function: dynein light chain binding; dynein heavy chain binding. Gene Ontology annotation, biological process: inner dynein arm assembly; cilium movement involved in cell motility. Lineage: Eukaryota; Metazoa; Chordata; Actinopteri; Perciformes; Anarhichadidae. Bases 76 to 2805 code for a protein of 909 amino acids. The record is from RefSeq and is a predicted model, not a curated record. The transcript is spliced from 22 exons.
CAAACAGUAAUACCGAUGAGCGGGAGAGGAUUUCAAGUUUCAACGGUUUAACGUGGAGCUAUUCUAAGAGCAAGGAUGCCACGUAAGAAAUCCAAAAGUGCAAAAAGCAGUGCAGGCAGUAAGGGGAAAGGUAAAGGUGAGUGUCUUAAUAUUAGUAGAGUGUUAAUGUGUUUAAAUGUAUGCAUGUUGGUCUCAGGACGAUCAAACAGAGACACACACAUCUUGAAAAGUGACCAACAAGUGAUGUUAUUAUUGAGCAAUUCAUCCGAUGUUCCUCAUGUUCUGUCUUCACUAGAGAGGUUUGAAUCUAGCUCAUUUUUAUGUGUACUUCCUCUCUCUACCAUCUUUCUUGUCUGUAUCGAUUGUGUGCUCUCUCACCAAGGUCACCCCGAUGAUAUCGUCCCCAUGGUCCUGACAUCAGCCACCCAGGAGCUCUUCGGGUGCCGCGCUGAUGAGGACGUCACAGGGGAGAGCCCUUACAAGCUGCUGAAAAAAGACGACAUCAUACGGGACUUUAAGACAAGAGCCAAAGUGUCUGAUUUCAGCCCCGUGAAGCAGAUUGUGCUGGACUACCCAGAGGAUGAGCUCUUGCUGGUUUUUGACAGGGACUUGAUCUAUGGCCAGAGCUUCUACCUAGUUCUGACCCCCGACGCUAAGGAAAGAAUCUUAAACGUUGUGCAGUCACCACAGCCUGAGACACCAGAAGUCAUUAAAACCCCAGAACCAAAGCCAGAACCAAAGCCAUCUCUUAGCAGUGAGCAGGAAAUAGAUGAAGAAUCUGUCAAGGAGUCCAGAGAAAAGCUGUGCUUCAAGUUCAGAAUGAGGAGGAAGUUUGGGGCACCAGUCUGUUUUUCUGAUUCCGUCACACAAGUCACAGAGUAUAUUCCUUCCGACCAAGACCGCAGACUCGGCAUCAAACUGAUGCAGAGGGACUGCGGGACUCAGGCUGUUUCCAGACUGCAAAGCAGCAGUGCUCAGACACAGUGGACGUUGUCGAGGAAUAUGUCUACCCAGUACACGCCAAGAGAGUUGAGUUCUGAAGAAAAAGACAACAUCCUCCAGUCUGACAGUAUGAAGGAUUUCUGCAAGUCAGUGACCCCAAGAAUGUUGUACGCCCUUCAGCAGGAAGGAAUCAUGAAUGUGUUCUUUGAUGACUGGAAGGCUCUGGGGACAGCAGCUAACGACAUUGACUGGUCUGGGAAGGAUUUCAAAGGUUUGAAGCUUCAUAAGGCCUUCUCAGACCAGCACUACACCAAGGACAAGAAAAUCAGCAGCGUCAAUUGGCACCCUACCAUCAUCUACGGUGUGAUCGCUGUGGCUUUGACAGAAAAAAGGCAGGAGCAGGAGUCCACAACGUUUGGAUCCGAAGAUUCUCUCAUUCUCUUUUACAGCUUCUCCGACCCCUCUAAUGCCCAGUUGCUGCUGGAGUGCCCAGAUGACAUUUUUGCCUUUGAGUUUUGCCCUUCUGAUCCAAAUAUUAUCGUUGGCGGCUGCAAGAAUGGCCAGGUCGUGUUUUGGGACAGUUCUGCUCACGUCACACACUUACAGGGAACACAACCUGUUAAGAAGGUCUCUGUUAACACAGACACAUAUGACCUCUAUUACAAGAAAGAGAAUAAGACUCCUGCUGUGCCCUACUGUGCCGUGUCUGCCAUAGACAGCAGCCACAAAGCACCAAUUACUGAUGUCCACUGGCUGCCACCAACAUUUGAGGUGACCAAGACGGGCUUACCAGUGGAGAACAAGGACAACAUUUCUGCUCAGAUUGUCACCUGCUCCCCUGACUGUGCUCUAAUGGUCUGGGAUGUGCGAGUGCCACACAGGAGGCAGAAUGUGGAUCAGAGGACACCCGACGGUGUCCCCGACACUUUCAAACACCUGGACCACAUAUGGAAGCCUCUGUUCAGGGUUUCCCUGCCAAAGAUUGAUACCAGUGGAGUAUACGCUCCUCUGAAAUUCAGCCUGGCUAAUACAGCCAGGACCACAGAAGCAGCUGAUGAUGGCAGCUCAAAGGUCGUCCCAGACUUCAGACAGCUCAGAGUGCCCUCAGCUAAGACAGUCACUGCUCUGGAAGAUGUCAAUACCAAACUCUUCAUUGGAACAGAGUUAGGGGAGAUGAUUUACACCGACUGGAAACUGGUAAAAGACGACGCUGGAGGGCUGCACAGUGCCAAGCCCCUCCACUGCUUCAGCAUCCAUCACUGGCUGGUGAAUACGGUACAGCUGUCGCCCUUCUUCAAAGACAUCGUUUUGACAACAGGAAGCUGGAACUUUGCCAUCUGGAAGGAGGGAGUCAUGGAUGGCCCCAUCAUUGAGUCACCAAGGUUUGAGAAGUGGUGCACUGCGGGAUGCUGGUCCCUGUCCCGACCCGCUAUUUUCUUCAUUGGGAAAGAGGAUGGCAGCAUUGAGGUGUGGAACCUUCUAGAAAACACCAAUGAACCUGCGCAGGUCCACACACUCGUCACCAACGCCAAGAUUACCUGCAUCAAACCCUGGACAGCCUCCCCCAAGCAGCACUUCCUGGCUGUGACUGAUGAACUUGGAAUGCUCCGUGUUUUGGAAAUCCCAAAGCCAGUCUGUGUUCCCUCCUGGAAUGAGAGUCUGAGGGUGAAGAAAUUCUUUGAGGUUGCGGAAGAGAGGUUGAAGGAUCUUGUGAGGUGUAGGGAACUGUGGGGAAAAGAACCUGACGAGCUAUUCAAACCACUUACGAGUUUGGAAGAGUACAACAAUCACCUGAAGCUGGAAGAAAGCAUCCUGAGAGGCCUGGACCUGUGGCCACGUACUGCCAACACACAGGAUGCCUGAAUCACACACAUUCACACACACUCUCUCACACACACACACAGACACACACACUUUAUAUAAAACAGGUUUUGUCACUUUUUCUAUUUAUUUAUACAGUUGAUAGCUUGUUUUUUAAUAAUAACACCUUUUUUACAGUAUUCACAAUAUUUGCCAUUACUGCUAAUGUCUGACUGUAUUAUUUUCAUUGAAAUAUGAUCUAAUUGUGAAACAUGAGAACGUGUAAAUCAAUUCGUCAAUCGAAAAUCAGACCAUUUUUUGGUUGGUGCUUCAGAGUCAAACAUGGAUUGUUUUCAUCCAACCCCCAUCUGAGAUCUCGUUACAGGGUAAUGCCAUCCAUUUGCCCCCUCGUCCCCACCACUCCCUGUGGAUACAGUCUGGACAACAUCAAGGAUCUGACUUUGGCAGGAAGUCAUUUUAUGGCUCUUCAAUUUCAUGAUACUUGUUGUUGUUGUUGUUGUUGUUGAAAGUACAUGAAUCAAUCUUGUAUGGUCCAUCUUGAGUGUUGACAAAGAAAUGUUUUAAUAAAAGUCACAGUCUUCCCUC